GUUGGUUGGGUGAACUACAGAGCCGAGGGUCAAGCGUGCAGGCUGGGGGCCGUUUUCGGUCGAGAUGCCUUACGCUAACCAGCCCACGGUGCGGAUCACCGAACUCACGGACGAGAACGUCAAGUUCAUCAUUGAGAAUACGGACCUGGCAGUGGCCAAUUCCAUCCGCAGAGUCUUCAUCGCCGAGGUGCCCAUCAUAGCCAUAGACUGGGUCCAAAUUGAUGCCAACUCUUCAGUGCUACAUGAUGAGUUCAUUGCCCACAGGCUCGGAUUAAUCCCUCUUACAAGCGACGACAUUGUAGACAAGCUUCAAUACUCCAGGGACUGUACAUGUGAAGAAUUUUGUCCUGAGUGCUCCGUAGAGUUUACACUUGAUGUCCGUUGCAAUGAAGACCAGACUCGCCAUGUCACAUCUCGGGAUCUCAUUUCUAAUACCCCUCGAGUCAUUCCAGUGACAUCCCGGAGUAGAGACAAUGACCCCAAUGACUAUGUGGAACAGGAUGACAUCCUCAUUGUCAAACUCCGGAAAGGCCAGGAGCUGAGACUACGAGCCUAUGCUAAAAAGGGCUUUGGCAAGGAGCAUGCCAAAUGGAAUCCUACAGCAGGAGUGGCAUUUGAGUAUGACCCAGAUAAUGCCUUGAGGCAUACAGUCUACCCAAAGCCUGAAGAAUGGCCAAAGAGUGAGUAUUCUGAGAUUGAUGAGGAUGAAGCCCAGGCUCCCUAUGACCCCAAUGGCAAACCAGAGAGGUUCUACUACAACGUGGAGUCCUGUGGCUCUCUUCGCCCUGAAACCAUUGUCCUCUCUGCUUUGUCUGGUUUGAAGAAGAAGUUGAGUGACCUCCAGACCCAGCUAACGCAUGAGAUCCAGAGUGAUGUCCUGACUAUAAACUAGCGGCAGUCAUUUCUAUCAGGAAUGGGACUCGAGGAUAAUGGAUGCACUUCUGGCCUGAGCUCUUUCUUGCUCCUGGGAAGUGGACUAAAAUUUAGCCUGUUCAGAGUCCUGGCUAGCACAUUGCAGCUUUGAAGCCUCUUGCCAGUUUGGGAUGUAAUUAGCCUAGGAAGAUAUCACAAAGGAGAGAUGGGAGGUUUCACUCCCCACAAGGGUUCAUCCUUUUUUCCUUGGGUUGGUCUAUUCCUUUAGUAUGAACUGGGCCGGGGGGGGGGGGGGGGGGGGGGAGCCUUUUCUCCCUAGUAAUCAGCAGAGAUUUUGGAGGAUGAGGUGAGUAAGUGUACCUUUAUUAAGUCCUUAUCCCAAACAACCUUAGGGCUAUGCUGGGCCUUUGGUACAUCUCUCCUGUUGCACCUUUGUUAGCAGCAGAGAAAACUCUCUUCCCCAGAUUGUAGGCCCAGUCUUCCAGUGAGUUCUACUUGGGUGGUGCUUCUUGCAGGCACGGGAUUGAGCAUUAUUUAUUGAGUAGUGUUUUUUCCCAGGCUUGCUUUGGAGUGUUUCAUUACUUCUUGCCAGACCCCAGGUUAGGUGCACUGCCUUCUGCACCCUCAACUACUCUAACUAGAGCUUGAUCACUUAGCUGAGAACAGAAAGCAAGCAUCCUUCAAUGUUUUCUAGCUGAGGGUGGGUUAGCUCUGAGCCCCACACCACUGGCUCCAAAGGAAAGUACAUCAUCAGGGUAAUUGGGUGACAAAUCAGAAAAGCAAAUCAGAUAGUAAGGGUCCUUUAUUGAUGAGCAGGUUUUUUUUUUUAAAUCAUUUUUGGCAAUAAACAGCACAUAAUUUUUU
Messenger RNA from Dromiciops gliroides (monito del monte), 1737 nucleotides. RefSeq names its product RNA polymerase II subunit C (gene POLR2C). Bases 65 to 892 code for a protein of 275 amino acids. The record is from RefSeq and is a predicted model, not a curated record. The transcript has 9 exons. Gene Ontology annotation, cellular component: RNA polymerase II, core complex. Gene Ontology annotation, biological process: DNA-templated transcription. Gene Ontology annotation, molecular function: DNA-directed RNA polymerase activity; DNA binding; protein dimerization activity. NCBI's taxonomy places the organism in Eukaryota, Metazoa, Chordata, Mammalia, Microbiotheria, Microbiotheriidae.